Molecule: messenger RNA, 2985 nt
Organism: Metarhizium album ARSEF 1941
Lineage: Eukaryota; Fungi; Ascomycota; Sordariomycetes; Hypocreales; Clavicipitaceae
Exons: 1
Coding region: 1-2985 (994 amino acids)
Source: RefSeq, a predicted model, not a curated record
AUGUCGACCAAGCUUAGGGAGAUUUGGCGCGACGACACUGUAUAUUCAGAGUCGUUCUGCAGACCAGAGGAUGUGUUGUAUGAAGGGUCGGAAGAUGAGGACUACGAGAAUUCGGACGCAAGGCGACGUCGUUACACAGAAGCUGGGCAGCGAUUUUUAGACGGCGCUGCUCCUGUGCUGAUCUCCGCCGCUUUAAAGGGGCCAUUGGACAGGCUUUCGGGAUUUAUCAACCCAUGGAUAUCUAAUCGUCACAAGGUGAUAGCUCGCGGUUUUGUGCAGCCUUCUCAACCCGUCGAAAAGCUCAUGUCUCAAAGCAAGAACUCCAUCACCAAACCAAGGCCAGAUCCUACGCUACAGGCUCGUGACGCCGAUUGCCAUCUACCCAGUCCCGAGAGCCUUAAGCAGUCUCCAUAUACCCAACAGCAUCCAUAUCUGGAAGCAGAUGGUCUUGAUAAAGUCAACAAGUGGAGGGCGCAGGUUGAUCCUUUUUCCAGCAAUCGAAAUGGUUCCCUUAUCCCUGACGAUGCCGGGGUUUCCACGUUUAUUAGAAAGAGACGUGCGCCUGGGUCCGCAUGGUUAAGGAAGGUUUCUACAAAGAGGCAACGCCGUGCUACCGUACGAGAAGGAUCCCAUGGCCCUGAACAACAAGAUGACGAGCUUGACGAGCUCGUGGCAGAUAUGCCGUCGUCUAGCUUUGAGAGUGCAGCACCAGCGUCGCCAUCCAAGCGGAGAUCACCGAGAAACGCCACGAGAAGACCUAUUGGUAAAAAUUUGGUAGAGUCUGAUGAUGAACUCAGCCCCAACAAGGCAGCGGCUGCUACUCUCUCAUCUCCUGUGUCAAUGCGAAAUGGACCAAUUAUGUCCUCUCCUUCGAAAAAAAGUCAGCCACCUGACUACAUUACGUCGUCCGUCGGCACUCAAACCACACCAUCUCGUUUACGACAUGUAAACGUACUGGAUGACUUGGUACAAGAUAUGCUCUCUUCGCCGGGAGAGGAGCCUGACAAAGACGGCCAAGUCAAUCUGCAGGCCUCAAACGAACAAGGUAUUGAGGCAAUGAUUGACUACGUAUCCGAAACUAGCUCCACGGCCGAAUACACAACUCAUGAAGCCGCGGCUUUGGAAGAUACGAGUGAUCAACCUGAACAACAACGUUAUUUAUCCGAGCCGCCUUCAAGCAGCUCUGAUGCUAAAAUGGAUGGAAACUUGCAAUGCCCCUCUCAGAAAGCCGAACCAGAUGUCAAAACGCAUCAUCUAUCUAGCAUAAAAUCAGAGCCGCCAGACGUAGCACAAUACGCUAUCCAAGGCCCAGUUGAAGCUCAUACACCCCCUGAUGAUGACAGUAAAGCAGGUGACUCGCGUGUCGAGGAGCUCAACACUCCCGGAGCACAAUCACUUGGCGACAGGAUCAUGAAAAGGAAAUGGGUGGAUGAAGGUGUAGCCCACGAAGGUGGUGCUGGCUUAAAUCUCGAUGGCAACCUCUCAGAAACAGAUUCAGAGGGUGAUUCGGGAAGCUCCAUCGCUGCAGCCCAACCAUUUUCGCCAGGCGGUAAUGAACCAAAACAUGCACAAGAUACAAACCAUCCUUCUGCAUCUGACAAAGUUGCAGCGGAUGAUGGAAAGAUUGCUUCGGGGGUUGAGCAACCGCCCACCAUGUGCACGAUGAACGACCGCGUCCAAAACGGAUCGGAAUCUAGCAGAGUCGAGGCCCCGGCAACGCCUCGCCAAGCUGAACGUCCCAAAGACAGAUCCGAAUUCAGCUUCAGUACUGUUCUCAAUCGUUUUGUUCCUUCAACCCGAUGGACCACGCUGGCACGAUUAGCUCUUCCACCUUUGUCAUCUCCAGCAACUCCGAGCAAGAAGGUUGUGGUGACGAAUGAAUCUGCAGAUGAAACCGAAAACACAGAUGCCCAGCCUAGCAAGACACACAAAGAAGUGUUGAGCCCGCGUCGUCAUGAGCUCAUGAGUGACCCUGAUCAAUUGCACGAGCCUGUUCAAAUCCCACAGGAGGCCUCAAAUGGCCAAGAUGACAGCCAGUCGAAUGGUUUGGGCGCAGAAGAUGACCGCGUUUCCGAGUCCCAGCAAAGCCCUUGGGUCAAUACGGAGCAUGCCGCAGUGUUUAGGUCGCCGUUGGGCAUUCUAUCAGCAAACCUCUGUGGGGCAACGCCAUUCGGUAAUGAGGACGACGACACUGCGACGACUGCGACGGUUUCCAACCGCACUCAAAGUCCAUGGGGACACGAAAGCCCAGCGGAUGCUGCAUCAUUAAAUUUGAUAUUGCGCUCCACUGAUGGGAAGGUCGACCAAACACCUUUCGCCAAACCAAGGGUGCGCCGACCAAGGACACCCGAACCCCAAUUCUGCGUCAAGUCUUUUUCGUCGUUCAUGUCUCCGUCGCCAGAUCGGAACCAAUAUGUGUCGCUCUCGGCGUCUCGACCGGUUUGCAGGGGCAGCCAAGGAUGCCUCCCGUCAUCUCUGAAGAGACGCCGGAACCAGAAAGGGCCAGGCCUGCGAGUUUCAUGGGCGGCAUCGCUCGAAGAGUUUGAAGGGGCGCCAUGGAAACAAAAUGGUUGUGCAGCCCGUCGCACACCAAAGAGACAGAGCUCGCCGCCGCCAGGCACGCCCAUUGACCAUCUUCAGAGAUGCCACGACACGAGGUUCGCAAAGCACUUUGAAGCGGUGGCAAACCGUAAAGACGGACAGCCGCAGAAUCUCCUGCCAACAGAGUCACAGCAAUUCAAGAGUCCUGGGCCCUUUGCCAUGGCCGAGACGUUUAUGGCAGCAGACGCGGAUAAGCAGGGACUCAUGCCCCAGGAGACGGAAGUUGCGAAGCAUGGUGAAGCUCUGGCAUGCAGUCGGGCUUCGGAAGAGCCGAUGGAUGUUGUUGAAGACAUGGUUCGGGAAAUGGGAGAUUUCUGGGAUCCCUGGAACAUUGACGCGGAGCUGGAACAAGCACGGAAGGGAGCCACCAGCGAGAAGACAUGA